AAAUGGAGGCGAGGGAAGCUCAAAAAGUCGAUAUGAAUCCUCUUGCUAGGGUUUUUGCUCUCCAGACUUUAUGAACUGCUUUCCAUUAAUCGAAUUACCUCAUUUUAAUUUUGAUCUCUGAUAGUCUUACGAGAAUAUCUGAAUGAGCUCUCCUAUGGAGGUCAUCGUCCAUAACGCCUCCAAAAACGUAUCUGAAGAGGUAUUUGAAGAGGCGAAUGCCUCCAAUACGGAGCCUGUCCUUUCUGCGAGUGCCAGUUCAAUUGCGCCGGAAGACGACAAGGUUCUCGUUUCAGUUGAGGUUUGCAUGAAGUCUUUUAGCACGGCUCGCUCUGAAGAUGUCCGCAAAGCUGUGGAAAGGAUGCUUGAAAAGAGAAAUUUAAGCUAUUCUGAUGGUCCAGUUCCAGUGCCAGUUGAUGAUUCUUUUCUCACUGAAAAUGUUGAAAGAAUAACCAUCUGCGACACAGAUGAAUGGGUGGAGAACCACAAAAUUCUCUUGUUCUGGCAAGUCAAGCCUGUUGUGCAUGUCUUUCAGCUCAGUGAGGAGGGUCCAGGGGAGGAUCCUAGUGGUGAGGAUGUGCUUUCUAGUUUUACUGAGUGGUUUCUACCCGCCAAAGAAUUCGAUGGAUUGUGGGAAAGCUUAAUCUAUGAGAGUGGCCUCAAGCAGCGGUUGCUGCGAUAUGCUGCAAGCGCCCUUUUAUUUACGGAGAAAGGGGUGAAUCCUUGUCUUGUUUCGUGGAAUAGAAUCAUCCUUUUGCAUGGACCUCCAGGAACUGGGAAGACUUCACUGUGCAAAUCAUUAGCUCAAAAACUUUCCAUACGUUUCAAUUCAAGAUACUCAGUAAGUCAACUAGUAGAAGUUAAUGCUCACUCCUUGUUCAGCAAGUGGUUUUCUGAAAGUGGUAAACUG
Phalaenopsis equestris is the source of this 907-nucleotide messenger RNA. RefSeq names its product pachytene checkpoint protein 2 homolog. The record is from RefSeq and is a predicted model, not a curated record. Gene Ontology annotation, cellular component: nucleus; chromosome. The transcript has 8 exons. Gene Ontology annotation, biological process: reciprocal meiotic recombination; meiotic recombination checkpoint signaling. Gene Ontology annotation, molecular function: ATP binding; ATP hydrolysis activity. The annotation marks the transcript as partial. NCBI's taxonomy places the organism in Eukaryota, Viridiplantae, Streptophyta, Magnoliopsida, Asparagales, Orchidaceae.